Molecule: messenger RNA, 940 nt
Organism: Musa acuminata AAA Group (dessert banana)
Lineage: Eukaryota; Viridiplantae; Streptophyta; Magnoliopsida; Zingiberales; Musaceae
Product: mitochondrial ATP-independent inner membrane protease subunit 1a-like
Exons: 5
Coding region: 11-640 (209 amino acids)
Cellular component (GO): mitochondrial inner membrane peptidase complex; membrane
Molecular function (GO): serine-type endopeptidase activity
Source: RefSeq, a predicted model, not a curated record
UUACGAUAUUAUGAUGAUGAUAAGAAUGGGGAAGACGGCGUGCCCUUGCGUAUCACAGCUCCCGCAGCGCCGCCGUGGCCCGCGCCCAAUGUCGACCGCGGGGAGCCGCAUCGCUUCCUUCCUCAGCGGCGCCGCCGCCCGAUUCGGGAAGGUGCCCUGGCGGGAGAUCCGGGAGGAGGCCUUCGACCGUGCCGUCCUCGUCCUCAAGGCCGCCUGCUUCGUCCACGUCGUCAACACCUACGUCGUCGGCAUCGCCUUCGUGCGCGGCCCGAGUAUGCUGCCCACCAUCAAUCUCACCGGCGACGUCGUUGCCGUGGAGCGCGUCUCGCCGCGCUGGGGAUCUCUGGCCGUUGGGGACGUGGUCAUCCUCUUGUCGCCGGAGAAUCCGAGGAAGACCGUCGCCAAGCGGGUGCUGGGGCUCGAGGGCGACGCCGUCACCUUCCUCGUCGAUCCCGCUCGCGGGAGCGCGUCUCAGACAGUCGUGGUACCGGGAGGCCAUGUAUGGGUGCAGGGAGAUAACAUAUAUUCUUCAAGAGAUUCGAGGCAAUUCGGUCCUGUACCUUACGGGCUUAUCCAAGGGAGAGCUUUUUGUAAGGUCUGGCCACCUGAAGCUGUUGGAUUGAUUGGACAAAAGUUGUAACUGGCUAACUGCACAAAGUUGCGACAAACAAACAUGGUUGCAGCCGCUGUUAGUUGAGAGCUUUACCAACAGUUUGUUGGAUCUGUGAAGGUUGCCUCAUUUGUUCUUAAGAUUGCCGAUAGAGUUACAGACAAGUUUUUAACUCUACAUUCACCAAUUUGUGGUGCUAGCAACUUAGUUUUCUGUGAAUUGUCAGAGAGAGGUGGUGAGUGUUUGUAUACUUGCAAGUUAAAGUUUACUUGGAUUCAGUUGAUUGAUACUUUCCAAAAAUAUUCUAAUUAAUCAUUUGUUCUCUGCAAA